Messenger RNA from Theobroma umbraticum, 1828 nucleotides. Its product is annotated as tubby-like F-box protein 3. Gene Ontology annotation, molecular function: protein binding. Lineage: Eukaryota; Viridiplantae; Streptophyta; Magnoliopsida; Malvales; Malvaceae. The record is from RefSeq and is a predicted model, not a curated record.
CCAGACAAUUUCCUCCUCAUAAAAGCCGCCUCUUUCAUAUUAGUUCUCACUCCCUGUGUUGAAAGUCUAAACAAACGCUGGAUAACUUCUGAACCCAAUUUUCAAUCCAAAUCCCAAAGCCACCUCUUUAAGCAAAUCCUCUAGAAAACAACAAAAACCCAACAAUCUCCUAAGUUUCUUACAACCCUUUUUUUCAAGAUUUCAUGCAAAAUAUAAGGAGCUAGACAUUGUCACCAACUAUCUUAGGCUUUGUUGUAGUUUUUGACGUUAUUCAUGACAAUAAAGUGCAUUGCCAGGCUAAGGUCACGCCGGGUGGUUCAAGACCAACUGGAUGGUUCAGACCAAGAGGCGGUUGGCGGUGGUUGCUGCUGGGCCAACCUGCCUCAAGAACUGUUAAGGGAAGUUCUGUUAAGGAUUGAAGACUCUGAAAGUAUUUGGCCUCAAAGAAAGAACGUGGUAGCUUGUGCUGGUGUUUGCAGGAGUUGGCGGCUUAUCGUUACAGAGAUCGUUAAGGUUCCUGAACUUUCAGGAAAAUUAACUUUUCCCAUCUCAGUUAAACAGCCUGGUCCAAAGGAUUGUCUCCUCCAGUGCUUUAUAAAGCGGAAUCGAUCUACCCAAACAUAUCACCUUUACCUUGGUUUAACUAAUGCACUAACCGAUGAUGGAAAGUUCCUUCUUGCUGCCCGUAAGUCUAGGCGUCCUACUUGCACAGAUUAUAUCAUCUCUAUACGGGCAGAAGAUAUGUCAAAGGGGAGCAGUACUUAUGUUGGGAAAUUGAGAUCAAAUUUUUUAGGGACAAAGUUCACUGUCUUUGAUGGACAGCCUCCUCAUGCUGGUGCAAAGAUGACCAAAAGUCGCUCCUCUAGGCUAGCAAAUUUGAAACAAGUUUCACCAAGAGUCCCUUUCGGAAACUACCCCAUCACUCACAUUUCAUAUGAAUUGAAUAUGUUGGGUUCAAGGGGUCCAAGGAAAAUGCAGUGUAUUAUGGAUUCCAUCCCUGCCACUUCGAUAGGACCAGGAGGAGUAGCCCCCACCCAGGCUGAGUUUUCUUUCAGCAAGGUGGAUCUAUUUCCAUCGAUCCCAAUCUUUCAUUCAAAAUCAGCUGGCAUGGAGAAUUUUCUAUCAGGACCUUUAUCUGGUCAAAAGGAUGGUGCACUGGUGUUGAGAAAUAAGGCUCCAAGGUGGCAUGAGCAACUCCAGUGUUGGUGCUUGAAUUUCCAUGGACGAGUGACAGUUGCUUCAGUGAAAAACUUUCAACUGGUGGCUUCUCCGGAAAAUGGACCAGCUGGGCGGGAGCAUGAGAAGAUUAUCCUCCAGUUUGGAAAAGUGGGGAAGGAUUUAUUUACCAUGGAUUACCGGUAUCCAAUCUCAGCAUUCCAAGCGUUUGCUAUCUGCCUCAGCAGCUUUGACACAAAGAUCGCUUGUGAAUGAAUGAUGCAUGAUUGUCAACAGGAGCAGGGAUGUAUGAAGAUUGGUGCAAUAAGAUUGAAGGUGAAGGAGAUACAAGUGCUGGUGUUUUGCUGGGGUUGAAGUGGAAAGAAAGCUUCUAAUCAUCUCAAGGACCAUUAACAUGACAACUCGGAUUUUGGAUUUGCUCAAAUUAUGCGAAAGAAUUAGAAGUUACAGGGAGUUAGUACAGUGGAAAUUCCUUGGUUGGCAAGUUCUAUUUAUUUUCUUCAGUUUUGUACAUAAUAACUAUUUUUACAAGGAUCUUCCUUUGCUCUGUUUCUAGUCCGCCAAUGUAAUUGUUGAACUAAUUUGCAUAUGUUUUGGGAAAAAAAGUACAUUCAUUAAGGAAUAUAACCCCAAUUAUACUUUCUGAACUUUA